UAUAACCCUUAUAUUCAAUGAAAAUGUCAAAGUUUUACCCUUUUUUACUUAUUUUUUCAAACAUAUUUCUAGUAAAAUCUUCUAGAAACAAUUGUGACAGAGGACCCAGUACCAAUGGAAUGGGAACAGUUCUCUUCACCGCUGCCGACGUCUACAAGCAGUGCUGGUCACCCGACGAAAUCGCAAUUCUCACCACCAGAAUGAUUUUGGAAGAUAUUCUCCCCGAAGUCACUGUCCUGAAAAUCGAUAGCAACGCCUUCAUCGACGAUAUUGUGGACUACUUCAGAUUGCUGAUAGAGGUGGUAAAAGCUACCACGCAAGGUAGGAAAAGGCACAUUACACUUCUGGCUCUAACGGAUUUACUCGGCGGGUACCUUCAAUUCGCGGUUCUACCGAUAGCAAGACACGCGUUUUAUGCAGGACACGUAGAUUUCACCAGCAUGGUGAGAAUCAUCCAGCUCUUUGAAGAGCUUAAGUGGUUCCUCCGCACCAACGGGCAAGGUUGGUCCAGACCCAUCGAAUCCAAGCCGGUGAUUCAAGUGGAACCAAUCAAUUUAUCGGAAGAAACCCCAAAAGGCGACAGAAGCUGCUGCGACAGACUCAUAUUCUACGAAAAUGAGAGACGAAAGGAGACGAACUGCUCAGCCACCCAAAUGGACGUUUUCUUUCCAAUGCCUUUCUUUGACUCCAAAGUGAGACCCAGUUCCAUAGCGGUUCCGUUUAGGAGGUUCGCGCUGAGGAACAUCGAAUCCAGAAAAGCUUCCUACUUUCUGUUGAAGUUCUUCAUAUCGGCUAUGCAAUGCAUGAAGGACAAGCGGUCAGGCAAAGAAGCGAUUAUUAAGUUCCAAAACAACCUCUUUAGCUUCAUAGAGAAAGAAGUAUUGCCCAAACUGAACGACGAUAAGUUUUACUCCGCCUUUGGAGGUAUCCUGAGAGUGGAGGAGACUUUGAAAGCUCUGGGGGCGAGGGCUAACACCGAAACUACUUGCGCCCCAGAACUCGAGGAAGAAGUCGGCGCUAUGCCCUCAACUCCACCCCAAAAGACUUCUAAAUCCACCAUUGUUAUAGUGGUAAUGCUGGUGACGAUUAUUUUGUGGUUUAUCCUCGGCACGGCGUUCAUCUGUUACAGAAUCAGAAAAAACCAGUCGAAAGAAAAGAGCUCCAAGCCAAAAAAGCCAAAUUACAACACCACCAGCAGCGGAUCGAGUAAAUGGUCGCUAUUUUCAAAAUCCUCCAAGUCCGCCGAAAAAUCUGAGGAAGGAUCUCAGAAAUAUUCUGCCUCACAAACAUCCAAAACAACACCUUACACUAGCUCCCUAACCAGCGAAUACGAAGCGGAAGAGCGGAAGAAGGAAAAAACAUAUAAGAGCCCGGUCACAGUAUGCUAUCCUCCGUACACUGCUCCGUACGGAAAAAGUACUAGCAAACCAGCUAUAAUCGAAACGAAAACCACCAUGAAGAAGCUCCCGUCCAUAAGCGAAAUCACUGAAGUGUCUACCAUCGAUAAAGAGGCCAAAACCAAGGCUUCCAAAAUUCCUAUAGGAGAGCCUUUGUACAGCAGUAGCAGAGAUGACGUUAGACGUGUCAGCUUCAGCAGAAGACCUUCGAUAGAAAUAUCCCCCAUUCCAUGUCCAAAACACGCCGGGACGUCUUUCUCAACUUCAAGGACGCUAACCGUUCAGGGAAAAGACGUCGGUGUGCAACCCUCUGCUGAUAAAGUACACAUAGAUGAAUGCUGGUGUGAUUUAUACGAUGCACACGAAAGAGGGCGUAUGAAAAAGAAAGGUGUCUCAGAUCAGAACAUGGAAAAAAGCAGAGACGAAGCCCUGAAAUCAGCUCUGAUUCCCGAAGAUCUGUGGACACCAGAAGAAAGUGGUUCAAUUCACGAACAAGCAACAGUAACGGUCGAAAAAAGCAGGACUCAAAAAGAGAAGAAUGGCACGAGUCCAAAUGCUUCAAAAAAUCAUUAUGCUGCAAAGAGUCAAAAUGCCUCAAGGGGUCAAACUGCUUCAAGGAGUCAAACAGCGUCAAGAAGCCAAAAUGUUUCUUCAAGGAGUCAAACUGCUUCAAGGAAUGAUCAAAUCGGCGAAAAAAGUAAUAAGAGAGCCGAUCAAAGUAGAAGCACUGAGCUAGAGCAACUGGAAGAGGAAGACGAAGACUAUUCAGAAAAUAUUCCGUCCAAAGAACGAUCACAAAACAUACCAACUUCACAGACAAGUAACGAAAACAAAGGAGCUGUUUUUUCAUCUGAACCAUCCGUACAGGAAUAUUCGGUGGCCGAGGAGGAAUCGGCUACUGAAAAAUCAGCUGCUGAGAAUUAUGUGUUGGAAAAUGAAGUUCCGGAUUCGACUGAUGAUACCGCAACAGACGGACCUGGGGAAACUUCUCCGCACAUUUUUGCCUGUCAUUCAAGUUUAACAGGAGCUUACGCUAGCCCGCACCAAGUGGCAGGUCAGAAACAUUAUAUUUUCGGAUAUGACUUUCAGACAUCUUCUUCAUCUGAUAUCAGCGACGAAGAAACUGACAUGAAAACGUCAACUUCGAAAUGAACACAUUAUACAGCGUGAAUGAUGUCGAAUGGUAUGAUGAAAUAUAUUUUUCAGUAUGUUCAAUAGGUGGCGUUUGAAGUAAAAACAUGACAAAACUUUCUGUGAAUACGUUUCCAAAACCAAAAUCUAAUGAUUUUUCGCAAAUGUUCUUCGAUCUAAAUGAUCAAAUAAUUGAAAUGCGGGUUUUUUAAUCUCCUAUCGAUAUUUAAAAUUAGACAUACAUAUAGCAAAACUUUCUCACAAUCUUCAAUGAAGUAAUUCGAUUGCAUUUUCGUACCAUUCUCCAAACGUUAAUUAUCAUCAAGACACGAAUUGAACAUUUUAGUUAUCUAUAAAUUUUAAAGAUGCAAUACCUGAAAAGA
Molecule: messenger RNA, 2911 nt
Organism: Leptinotarsa decemlineata (Colorado potato beetle)
Lineage: Eukaryota; Metazoa; Arthropoda; Insecta; Coleoptera; Chrysomelidae
Source: RefSeq, a predicted model, not a curated record